Molecule: messenger RNA, 1161 nt
Organism: Pestalotiopsis fici W106-1
Lineage: Eukaryota; Fungi; Ascomycota; Sordariomycetes; Amphisphaeriales; Sporocadaceae
Exons: 2
Coding region: 1-1161 (386 amino acids)
Source: RefSeq, a predicted model, not a curated record
AUGACCUGCCGAUUGUGGGCCAAGAUCAAGGCACCAGAAGAGAUCACAUACACUAAAGCUUCCAUGAUCACGAUAGGCGACUAUAUUUCAAGCGCCCUCGAGCAUCAGGAUCUUCACACUGCGGGUCUUGACCUGUCCACCAGAAAAGAUUUUGAUCGUCCGUGGCGGGUCGACCCGAGAACUGAGUUUAUUCCACCUAGAAGGUUUACCUUCAUCGACGUUCUCAGUAGACGAAAGUGGGUCGUUACGUAUGUAUUGAUGUGUCUUUUGGUUCUUCCAUUCUAUGCCCUCUUGGGAGUGAUCCUCUAUGAGCACCGCAAGAUUGGUAUGCCGAUUGACUUGCCUUCGCUAUGGGCAGAGGGAAUCGGCGUGUUCCAAAACUACGCCUAUUUCCCGUCAUUCUCCUCCGAGGAUUCGGGGGGUACCAAUGGGCCAUUUCAUGCACGAAGAUUCCACAUGGCAGCUCUAUUCGCCAACAUACCACAACUUUUCAUCAGUGGAGGCUAUGUGAUCUUGAACAACCUGCUCACGACCAUAUCCAUCACAGACGAGUGGAACACUUUUAUCCACCGCCGUCAGCCUUUGCGUGUGUCGCAGCCAAAGGGCAGUCAACGCUCCAGCUAUUUUUUGUCGUUGCCUUUUCAUUAUGCAAUAGGUCUUAUUACGUGGUCUGGUGUGACACAUUGGCUGGUAUCGAGGAGUCUUUUCGUUGUGGAAAGCAAUGAGUUUGCGAGCCCGGACUUUGUUCACUUCGAUAAUCAGGACAGCGCUGUCGUUGGUCACUCCGCAAUGGGUAUCAUCCUCACAACGAUAGCGGUCUCAUUAACAUUGUUUGUACCAAUCGUCAUAAGCUUCAGGAAUUUUGAAGCACCGAAAAGUAAAGAAAACAAUGAUUGGAUCGGUCGGGAAGCAGCUAGAUAUCCCAUGCCUCUGACCUCAACCUGCAGUGCAGGUAUCAGUGCAGCGUGCCAUCGACACGAGCAGGAUCUUGACGCACACCUUUUGCCAAUCACAUGGGGUUUUGUAGAAGACGACCCAGAAUCGCAACAAGAGGAACUCCGCGGCAGGUUUUGCUUCACAACGGCACGUGAUGUGCAGUGGCCGGAGAGAUAUGUACGCCAGAAUGCGCCAAGUUUUCAAGAAACGCCAGCGGGGGUAUGA